AUGGGCCGUCGCUUAACACAACAAUGGGUAGUCGAUGGGUAUGUUAAAGUUGAAUCAGACAGAUUAAAAUAUUUGAAAAAACAACAGCCGAAACUGCGAGCAGAGUCUUAUCAAGUGUGGCGUGAAAUUUCCGAAAACUUAUUGUCAGGACAAACUGCAUCUAAUAGGCCCGAUUUAGUUGCACGUGUCUUUAAUAUUAAAAAAGAUGCUUUAAUUGAUACAAUUGUAAAAAAGCAACUUUUUGGAGAAGUUGCAGCUUACAUUUGGGUCAUAGAAUUUCAAAAACGUGGUUUACCUCAUUUACACAUGUUAAUGACAUUGAAAAGUAAUUCUAAGAUAACUAGACCUGAACAGGUUGAUAGAUUAAUCUCUGCAGAAAUUCCAGACCCUGUUAUUGAUCCAACUUUAUUUGAUAUUGUUACAAAAAAUAUGUUACAUGGUCCGUGCGGAGAUUGGUGUUUAAUCGAUGGCAUUUGUUCGAAGAAAUAUCCCAAAUCUUUUCGAAAUGAGACUACGAUGGAUGCAGAUGGUUAUCCUUAUUAUCGCCGCCGAGACGAAGGAAUCAAGUUUACACGAAAUAGCAGUGUAUUUGAUAAUCGUCAUGUUGUACCAUACAAUCCUGAAUUAUUGAAAGCUUUCAAUUGUCAUAUUAACGUAGAAGUUGUAUUCUCAAUUACAGCAGUUAAAUAUUUAUUUAAAUAUGUUUAUAAAGGCCAUGAUAAAGCAGCAAUAAUAGUAAACGGAAGCAUACCAAAUACUACAGAAGAAGCUCAUGCAUCCCAUGAUUCUCGUGAUGACCCUGAUAAUUUCAAUACCGUUAACGAUUAUGAUGAAAUACGUAAUUUUGUUGAUGCUCGUUACGUUGGGCCUGUAGAAGCUGUUUGGUGUAUUAUAUCAAAAGAUCUUCAAGACAAAAGUCAUUCUAUAAUUCGGUUACCAGUACAUUUACCAAAUGAACAAAGUAUUACUAUUAAUGAUAAUCCCUGGCGGAUUCGUGGUUACGGUAAAAUGGUCGUGAAACGACGGUGA
Cotesia glomerata is the source of this 1029-nucleotide messenger RNA. RefSeq lists its product as uncharacterized. The record is from RefSeq and is a predicted model, not a curated record. The transcript is spliced from 2 exons. Lineage: Eukaryota; Metazoa; Arthropoda; Insecta; Hymenoptera; Braconidae. The coding region runs from base 1 to 1029 and encodes 342 amino acids.